This is a messenger RNA of Jatropha curcas, 1591 nucleotides long. Its product is annotated as alpha/beta-Hydrolases superfamily protein. NCBI's taxonomy places the organism in Eukaryota, Viridiplantae, Streptophyta, Magnoliopsida, Malpighiales, Euphorbiaceae. Gene Ontology annotation, cellular component: chloroplast. Gene Ontology annotation, molecular function: catalytic activity. The record is from RefSeq and is a predicted model, not a curated record.
CUACUGGCUUGGAGGUAGCCACAACUCCAGAUACAUACCAACCACAGAAAGCCUCCACAUUUAUAAAUUUAAUGAAGUAAAUCUCUUGGUCUUUGAAAAGUUCAGCUUCUUUUACAUUUUUAGCUUCAAGAGUUAAUUAGGGUUGGAGUGUAUUCAAUGUCUUGUUCGUUUGCUGUGUCGCCUUCACUGAGGUCACAGCUCUUCAGUUAUAAUAACACCAGGUUUAUUGCACCUGCUAGACUAGCUCAGUACAGAAGCAAAUGUGUAAUGAACAGGAGAGGUUUUGCUUUGAAAGGAAUUAUGGCUUCUAGCGUUUCGGUAAUGGGUUCUUCUUUGGCCACUGAACCUGCUCAAGGGCUGGAGAAGUUGCCAUUCAAGCCAGAGGGCUAUAAUUAUUGGACAUGGCGAGGUCGCAAAAUACAUUAUGUAGUGCAAGGAGAAGGGUUUCCUAUUGUUCUCAUUCAUGGUUUUGGUGCUUCUGCUUUUCACUGGAGAUACAACAUACCUGAGCUGGCCAAAAAGUAUAAGGUGUAUGCCUUGGACUUGUUAGGUUUUGGAUGGAGCGAGAAAGCAAUUAUUGAGUAUGAUGCCUUGGUGUGGAGGGAUCAAGUGGUGGAUUUCUUGAAGGAGAUAGUGAAAGAGCCAGCAGUUAUCGUGGGAAACAGCCUUGGAGGGUUCACGGCUUUGGUUUCAGCUGUGGCGUUGCCUGAACAAGUUGUUGGUGUUGCUUUACUUAAUUCUGCUGGACAGUUUGGAAAUCCAAAUGGAGAAACCACAAAGUCUGAAGAAUCAGCCUCACAGAAAUUUAUCUUGAAGCCACUGAAGGAAAUUUUCCAGCGUGUAGUUCUUGGAUUUUUGUUUUGGCAAGCAAAGCAACCAGCUCGAAUAGAAUCUGUACUGAAGAGUGUGUAUAUAAAUACUUCCAAUGUAGAUGAUUAUCUUGUAGAAUCAAUAACGAGACCAGCAGCUGACCCAAAUGCUGGAGAAGUGUAUUACAGAUUAAUGACUCGGUUCAUGUUGAACCAGAGCAAAUACACUUUAGACAGUGCCUUGAGCGAAUUGAGAUGCCCAUUGUUAUUGCUUUGGGGUGACUUAGAUCCAUGGGUGGGUCCUGCCAAGGCUAAUCGAAUCAAAGAGUUCUAUCCUCGUACAACUCUUGUAAACUUACAGGCCGGUCAUUGUCCACAUGAUGAAGUUCCAGAGCUUGUUAAUAGGGCGUUGAUGGAUUGGAUGUCAUCUCUAAUACCAGAAGUCUCUAUGCAGACGGUGUAGAAGUACUUAAAUUUUGCAGUAUUGCUGCCAAAAUCUGCUUUUUGAUGUAUCACUUCUCGAUUAAUUGUACGUGCAUUCAUAGUAAUACAUUCAUCGUCACCGACACCUUCUGGAAGAAAAACAGUGAAUUUUAGGCUGUUGACCAUCAUUUCAUGUCCAUGCAGCUGCACCUUGUCAAUAUGAUUACAUACUUGAGCAACCGACUAGUUUAAAGCUACUUUAUGAAUUCUUUUGUAAUAUGAUUACAGGAGAUGAUGUUAGCAAUUUUUAAUUAUUCAAAUUAUGCUCAAGUAGUAAAGAAACAUAUUGCAAAAAAAAA